Molecule: messenger RNA, 13277 nt
Organism: Bombina bombina (fire-bellied toad)
Lineage: Eukaryota; Metazoa; Chordata; Amphibia; Anura; Bombinatoridae
Gene: CACNA1B
Product: calcium voltage-gated channel subunit alpha1 B
Exons: 50
Coding region: 134-7153 (2339 amino acids)
Biological process (GO): chemical synaptic transmission; calcium ion import across plasma membrane
Cellular component (GO): neuronal cell body; membrane; voltage-gated calcium channel complex
Molecular function (GO): high voltage-gated calcium channel activity
Source: RefSeq, a predicted model, not a curated record
GGAAAAUGCUUCCCAAUCCUAUUACCAUGAAAUUCAUCAACUUUUGGAUGCGGAAGAUGGUCUGUCCUCUGAAGAAGACACCAACCUAGGAUUGGGAGCUUUGUUGGAAUUUCAUGAAAAACACAAAGUUUAUAUGAGAGAGGAGCAACAAGAAAGAAUGGCUCGUUUUGGAGAUGAUUUGCCCACCCGUUAUGGAACUGGGGUGCCAGGGGGUACUGGAAGGGGCAGCGGCCGGCAGGGUGGUCCACCGACCGGCCAAAGAAUGUAUAAGCAAUCCAUGGCUCAACGUGCAAGGACCAUGGCUCUCUACAACCCAAUCCCUGUCAAACAGAACUGCUUCACAGUCAACAGAUCUCUGUUCAUCUUUAGUGAAGAUAAUAUUAUAAGGAAAUAUGCUAAAAGAAUCACUGAGUGGCCUCCAUUUGAAUAUAUGAUUUUAGCAACCAUCAUUGCAAAUUGUAUUGUUUUGGCUCUGGAACAGCAUUUGCCUGAACAUGACAAGACAGACAUGUCAGAACGGCUGGAUGACACCGAGCCGUAUUUCAUCGGUAUUUUCUGCUUCGAGGCUGGCAUCAAAAUCAUUGCCUUGGGGUUUGCUUUCCAUAAAGGCUCAUAUCUUCGGAAUGGAUGGAAUGUCAUGGAUUUUGUUGUGGUGUUGACGGGGAUACUUGCAACGGCUGGGACUGAAUUUGAUCUUCGGACACUGAGAGCCGUCCGGGUGCUAAGACCACUCAAACUUGUGUCAGGGAUCCCAAGUCUUCAAGUGGUGUUAAAAUCCAUCAUGAAGGCGAUGGUACCUUUGCUACAGAUUGGCUUACUCCUAUUCUUUGCGAUUGUCAUGUUUGCGAUCAUCGGGCUGGAGUUCUACAUGGGAAAGUUCCACAAAAACUGCUUCUCGCUGGAGACAGAUGAACCCGUCGGAGAUUUCCCCUGUGGGGAAGAAGCCCCUGCUCGUCUCUGUGAAAAUGGCACCACUUGUCGCUUUUACUGGAAAGGGCCCAACUAUGGCAUCACCAACUUUGACAACAUCCUGUUUGCGGUGCUAACUGUGUUCCAGUGCAUUACGAUGGAAGGAUGGACAGACAUAUUGUACAACACAAACGAUGCUGUUGGAUACAUGUGGAAUUGGCUGUACUUCAUACCACUCAUCAUUGUGGGCUCAUUCUUCAUGUUAAACCUGGUUUUAGGUGUCCUCUCAGGAGAGUUUGCCAAAGAGCGUGAAAGGGUUGAGAAUCGCCGUGCAUUUCUCAAACUCAAACGACAACAGCAAAUUGAGCGGGAACUCAAUGGAUACCUUGAGUGGAUAUUCAAAGCUGAGGAAGUGAUGCUGGCCGAAGAGGACAAAAAUGCUGAAGAAAAGUCGCCAUUAGAUGUAUUAAAAAGAGCAACGAUUAAGAAGAGUAAAAAUGAUCUCAUCCAUGCAGAGGAGGGGGAGGACCACUUCACUGAUAUCUGUUCUGUGGGUUCACCUUUUGCACGCUCCAGCCUGAAAAGUGGGAAUAAAGAAAGUUCGUCCUACCUCCAUCGCAAGGAGAAGAUGUUUCGGUUCUUCAUCCGCCGAAUGGUUAAGGCUCAGAGUUUUUAUUGGUUUGUUCUUUGUGUAGUCGCCUUAAAUACACUUUGCGUCGCCAUCGUCCACUAUAAUCAACCUCACUGGCUCACUGAAGCCCUUUAUUAUGCCGAGUUUGUGUUUUUGGGACUUUUCCUCACAGAAAUGUCCCUAAAGAUGUACGGUCUGGGGCCUCGGAAUUACUUCCACUCAUCAUUCAACUGCUUUGAUUUUGGGGUUAUAGUAGGCAGUAUUUUUGAGGUUAUUUGGGCAGCAAUAAAUCCAGGCACCUCUUUUGGAAUUAGCGUCCUCAGAGCUUUGCGACUUCUCCGCAUCUUUAAAGUCACAAAAUACUGGAACUCCUUAAGGAAUCUGGUGGUGUCGUUGCUGAACUCUAUGAAAUCCAUCGUCAGUCUCCUUUUCCUCCUCUUUCUCUUUAUUGUGGUGUUUGCUCUUCUUGGGAUGCAGCUGUUUGGUGGCCAGUUUUUCUUUGAAGAUGAAACACGGAAUACCAACUUUGAUACUUUUCCUACAGCCAUCUUGACGGUGUUUCAGAUCUUAACAGGGGAAGACUGGAACGUUGUAAUGUAUUACGGAAUCGAGUCGCAGGGUGGUGUCAGUAAAGGAAUGUACUCUUGCAUUUAUUUUAUUAUUCUCACGCUGUUUGGAAACUAUACCCUCCUGAAUGUCUUCCUGGCUAUUGCUGUGGACAACCUGGCGAACGCGCAGGAACUCACCAAAGAUGAGGAGGAGAUGGAAGAAGCAACCAACCAAAAAUUAGCUCUACAGAAAGCUAAGGAGGUAGCGGAAGUCAGUCCCAUGUCUGCUGCUAAUCUCUCAAUCACAGCUUUUGUAAGGCAAAAUCAGAGUGCAAUAUCUCGGAGCUCGUCCGUCACGACCGUUAAUUCACCCAAACAGCAAAAUUCAACAAAAUGUCGAUCAGUAUGGGAGCAGCGCACAACUCAGAUUAGAAUGCACAACUUCCGUGCAAGCUGCGAGGCUCUCUACAGCGAGCUGGAGCCAGAAGAUCGACUACGAUAUGCAACCACCUUACGUCUGAGACCUGAUAUGAAGAGCCAUAUGGAUCGCCCACUACUUGUUGAACCUCAGGAAUCUGAGGAACUUAAAGAUGUUAGUCCUGAAGCUCCACCACAAAAUGAAAUAGAACCUGGACAGGACACCACAACAGAACAGCCACCAAGAAAACAACACCGGCACCGAGAAAGAGGAGGUGGUGAUACCAAUGGCAGUGGUCGAGAAAAUGGCAAUAACGGAGAUUCAGGAAGUAAUGAUAGAGAGGAACGUCAUCGACGUCACAGGAGUCGAAGUAAAGAAGGUGAAGGGGGAAAGGAAGGAGGGAAAGGAGAACGUAAUCGAAGUCAGGAAAGGGGAAAGAGACAUCAUCGACGGGCCUCCCCUGAAGAGGGAACAGAGAGGGAGCAUCGACGACACCGCACUCAUCGUCAUUCAAAUGAAAGGCAAGGCAAAGAUGGCAAUGGGCAACCUUCUUCUCUGAGCAAGGGUGAAAGAAAGUCUAGGCACAGAGGAGGAGGAUCACGGUCAGGCAACAGAGAGGGAGAUGGCACAAAUCGAGGAGCUGGGGAAAAUGGAGAGGAGCCCCAUAGAUCACGUCAUCGGAACAGACACAAAGCACUUUCUACAUAUGAUACAGAGGACAAAAAGGAUAACAGAGAAGGGGAGCCUGGAGAGAGAGAACAUCGCAACCACAGGUCAAGGGAGAAUCGAACCGAUACAGAAACUCCAGUCGGCGGCCUACAGCAGUUGCCUGAACAGCCAGAAGAUGCUGAUAACCAGAAAAAUGUGAACAGGAUGGCAUUGCCCCACACAGACAGGGCAAGCACAGUCAAUAUACCAGUGACCAUUACGGCUCCACCCGUCGAUAGCACUGUCAUACCAGUCAAUAAUAUUGAAUUUGAAAUGAAGUCUGAAGAGAAAAAGGAAAUGGAAGCAGAUGAUCUCACGAAGAAUGGACCGAAGCAGAUCCUGCCAUACAGCUCAAUGUUUAUCUUCAGCUCUACUAACCCAGUCCGGCGUCUUUGUCAUUACAUUGUCAACAUGCGCUACUUUGAAAUGGUAAUCCUUCUGGUUAUCGCACUGAGCAGCAUCGCGUUGGCAGCAGAAGAUCCGGUGCAGGCCGAUUCUCCCCGCAAUGAUGUGCUGAAAUACAUGGAUUAUAUAUUCACCGGCGUGUUCACGUUUGAGAUGGUGAUAAAGAUGAUAGAUCUGGGAUUACUGCUUCACUCAGGCUCAUACUUUCGUGAUCUAUGGAACAUCCUAGAUUUUAUCGUUGUCAGCGGCGCGCUGGUUGCGUUUGCUUUCACAGGGAAUAAAGGAAAAGAUCUGAACACCAUCAAGUCCCUGAGAGUCCUACGAGUCUUACGUCCUCUUAAAACCAUUAAGCGUCUUCCAAAGCUAAAGGCGGUGUUUGACUGCGUAGUGAACUCUCUCAAGAAUGUCCUCAACAUCCUCAUAGUUUACAUGCUCUUCAUGUUUAUCUUUGCGGUUGUGGCCGUCCAGCUGUUCAAGGGAAAGUUUUUCUACUGCACGGAUGAGUCUAAAGAAUUUGAGAGGGAUUGCAGGGGAGAAUAUCUGAAUUAUGAAAAUGACGAUGUACGCGCUCAGGCCAGGCAAUGGAAGAAAUAUGAAUUUCACUAUGAUAACGUACUAUGGGCGCUGCUGACGUUGUUUACGGUUUCUACUGGUGAAGGUUGGCCCAAUGUCCUUAAACACUCAGUAGAUGCCACGUAUGAAGAUCAGGGACCCACGCCGGGCUUUAGAAUGGAAAUGUCUAUUUUCUACGUGGUAUACUUUGUCGUCUUCCCUUUUUUCUUUGUCAAUAUCUUUGUGGCUUUGAUUAUCAUCACGUUUCAGGAGCAGGGAGACAAGGUCAUGUCAGAGUGCAGUCUGGAAAAGAAUGAGAGAGCCUGCAUAGACUUUGUCAUCAGCGCCAAGCCCCUAACUCGUUAUAUGCCACAGAAUCGUCAGUCUUUUCAGUAUAAGAUGUGGCGGUUUGUCGUCUCACCGCCCUUUGAGUAUUUUAUCAUGGUGAUGAUUGCGCUAAACACCAUUGUUCUGAUGAUGAAGUUUUACGGCUCAUCUCAGACAUAUGAUGACAUGCUGAAAUGCCUGAACAUUAUUUUCACCUCCAUGUUCUCUCUGGAAUGCAUCCUGAAAAUCAUUGCGUUUGGUGUGCUGAACUAUUUUCGAGAUGCCUGGAAUGUCUUUGACUUUGUCACAGUGUUGGGAAGUAUUACUGAUAUUUUAGUAACAGAGAUAGCGGAUACGGAAAAUUUUAUCAACCUAAGCUUUCUGAGAUUGUUUCGAGCUGCCCGUCUAAUAAAGUUGCUUCGCCAAGGUUACACCAUACGCAUCCUUCUGUGGACCUUUGUGCAGUCUUUUAAGGCCUUGCCGUAUGUCUGCCUCCUUAUUGCUAUGCUAUUUUUUAUCUACGCUAUCAUCGGCAUGCAGGUAUUUGGCAACAUUGCGUUGGUGGACGAUAGCGCCAUUAACAGACAUAAUAAUUUCCGAACCUUCCUGCAGGCCUUAAUGCUCCUCUUCAGGAGCGCAACAGGGGAAGGUUGGCAUGAGAUUAUGCUGGCGUGUCUCAGUAAACGACCCUGCGACCCUCGAUCGGGCAACGUCAAAGAUGAAUGUGGAAGUGAUUUUGCAUAUUUUUAUUUUGUCUCCUUCAUCUUUUUGUGCUCCUUUCUGAUGCUAAAUCUCUUUGUGGCCGUCAUCAUGGAUAAUUUUGAAUAUCUGACGCGUGACUCUUCAAUCUUGGGUCCACACCACCUGGAUGAAUUUAUCCGUGUCUGGGCAGAGUAUGACCCAGCUGCUUGUUGCCGAAUACACUAUAAGGAUAUGUACAAUUUAUUGCGUGUAAUUGCCCCUCCACUGGGGCUGGGGAAACGCUGCCCGUCGAGGGUAGCAUACAAGCGCCUUGUACGGAUGAAUAUGCCAAUCUCAGACACAGAUCUAACGGUUCAUUUCACCUCUACACUUAUGGCUUUAAUUCGGACGGCUCUGGAUAUCAAAUUGGCUGCAGGUGGAAUAAAGCAACAUGAAUGUGACUCUGAGCUACGGAAGGAAAUAACCACAGUAUGGCCCAACCUGUCCCAGAAGAUUCUGGAUUUACUGGUACCACCUCACAAACCUGAUGAAAUGACGGUCGGAAAAGUAUACGCUGCGCUUAUGAUCUUUGACUUCUACAAACAGAACAAAAACAACCGCGAUCAGUCUCACCAGCCACACGGAGUUCUGUCUCAGACGGGGACAGUCUCCCUUUUCCAGCCUCUUAAAGCAACUUUGGAGCACAGUCUUCCUGUACCUUUUGGCAAUGCCAAGAUGUUCAUACGGCAGAAGAGCUCGGCUUCGCUAAACAAUGGCAGCGUUGUACCUAAUCAAGAGUCGGGUAUUCGUGAGUCAAGUUCAUGGGGAACGCAGCCUGCGCCAGAUCCGUUUUCCACACCCAGAAGUACGGCUUUUCAGAGAGGGCACUCAGAAGAAAUCCCUUUUUUCCAGGCUGUAGAGAUGAAAACUAUUGGCCAGAAUCUGUCCAAUGGCGGAGAACAUCCCACUGGCCUAGAGAUCCAGGGACGGGCGGUAUCCAUGCCACGUCUGGCUGCUGAAACGCAUUCGCGGAGCCGCGCUCCUUCCCCUGGGAACGGUUACCUACCCGUCAUCCCAGACACCAGUCCAAUGAAGCGCUCAGUAUCCACGCUGACUCCGCCACAGAGACCUCAGCUUUAUGAGUAUUCUCUAGAGAGAGUGCCACCGGAGCGCACUCACCAGCACCAUCACCGAUGUCACCGGCGCAAAGAGAGGAAACAGAAAUCCACAGAGAGGUCACUGCAGAAUGAUGACACAGAGCCUGUCCCUCGAGAGAGAAGACACGAGAGGGGAAGAUCCCAGGAACGAAAGCAGCAUCCUUCAUCCUCGUCUGAUAAGCAACGUUUCUACUCCUGCGACCGAUAUGGCAGCCGCGAGUCAGGCUAUCCGCGCCACUCCGAUCAUAGUAGGGCUACAUCGCCAAGCAGUGGACAAGACCAUGGGACACACAGACAGGGCAGUGGUUCGGCCAGCGGGAGUCCACGUCUGACCAGCUCCGGUGCUAGUACCCCAUGCCGGGGGAUCCGCAGACAACUCCCCCAGACUCCACUCACCCCUCGGCCUAAUGUAACCUACCGGACAGCUCACUCCUCCCCUGUGCACUUUGGAGGGUCUUCUUAUUCACCUGGGCGUCUGAGCCGGGGUUUAUCAGAGCACAACACCCUGCUGUACAGCGACUCCCCCAGCCCCUCUGCCUGCACCGUUACUCGCAUCGGUUCUGACCCAUAUUUAGGGCCGCGACAAGAUGCUGACAGCUAUUGUCCUGAAGACACUCUAACCUUUGAGGAAGCCUUGGCCAGCAACUCUGGACGUUCCUCCAGGACUUCCUAUGUGUCCUCUCUCACUUCUCAUUCCCACCAGCUCUGCAGGGUACCAAAUGGCUAUCACUAUACCCUGGGGCUUAGCACGGGGCCUGGCACAACCCCUAGAGGCCGAAGCUAUUACCACGAGGCAGAUGAAGAUGACUGGUGCUAGCACAGGGACCCGAGACAAGAUCCCACUCCUACCACUGCUUCUGUCAAAAGCCAAAACAAGAGAAGCAUGGAGGUCGGAGAGGGGCAUGUUGCUUGAGUUACUACUGAUGAGUUUUAUCAUCAGCUGGCAGAAUGCCAUAACAACAGAGCAUGUUAUGGGAGAGCAGAGGUGGCCAUCUUGGGAGAAAUCUGAGCAUAGAGAUAUAUUUGAAGUUAAGGUUUAAUGAUUGAGGAAGAUGAACAAAUAAGAAAGCCAGGUGUCAUUUGAUUCAAGAGUAUGUUCUGGAAUUGUACAUUGUGAGGCUUUUUGUUGGAGGACAGCUAAGGUGGCCAUUUUGGGAAAACUUGAAGAUUGGAGAUAAUGGAGGUUAAGUCAUGAAUAUAGAGGAGAUAGACGGGCAACAAGAUUAGGACCACAGUGUAUUGAGUUUGCGGAUAUUCCUAUUAUUUAUAUACAUUUUCAGGAUAGAAGAGAAUAUAUAUUUUCUGUAAUCUACUCUUUCUCUUACAUCCACUAUGAAUUUACAGAAAGACGUUACUAACCAUGCACUUAACAUAAAAACUCACCUGCUCGUACAUACCUUUCUCCCACCACCUGCACUGGUGUUUUUUUGGCAGGUACAUUUAGAAAAAGGAGUUAUUUAUUGCAAUGCCUCAUAAUGUUUGAGUUAUAUGUUUAAUAGGGUUAAAAACCCUCUCUUCAUAAAUGUUCUUCCUGCUCUCAAGAGUUGGCGCCAAAUGGUGGAAUCAUUGCAUAAGGAACAUAACAUUAUUUAUGCCACAUGGGCUCCACAGAUUUAAACAGCAUAAUGCACACCUCCCAGAAUCCUGUGUGAUGUUUUAUAGUUGACUGUUGAGAUAUCUGGGUGGCAUCAUAGUUUUUGCUGUGUUCUGUCGGGAGGAAGCUUUGAAAAGUUUGUGUUGCGUGUCUGUUGUGUCUAUGAAAAGUGUUUGUACAGUCUAAUCACUAGAUUGAAGUGUAACCCUUCGGCUGCCAGGGAGAGUUGCAAAACAUUGUAUUACAGCUUUCUAUGACAGUGGACGGGGUUAAUGAUUUAUCAGCCAAGAGAACAUUGGCAAUAUUCAUGUAGAAUUUGGUAAUGCAUUGGUCCUAAGAAGCAUGUGACUGGUUAAUGUGAUAUAGCACAUCCUGUGGUCAUCAUUCAUCUUUGUUUAUUGGCUAUUACUUUAGAUGUGUAUAAGUCAUGUACAGGAAUCCUCUACUCUUCCAAAAAGCAGCUGUUUUUACAGGUUCUUUAUACUAUAUAAUGUGUCGCUCUUUCUGUUUUGAAUGAAGAAGGCAGGCUGAUAGGGUAAAUGCUCACCUUUUGUAGCAUUGUUAAUCCAUUAAAUUUCACACCUUUUUUAUGUUGUGACUGAUCGUUCUCUAAAUUGUAGUCCCACCCACUCAUAGAGCAUAUCAGCUAUAGAAUUAACAGGAUGUGCAAUAUUAUGCAACUUGUGCCGCUCAGUUGUUGACGUCACAAACUUGCACAGUGCCAAAUUCCCUGAGCCUUCUAGACCUAUAGGUAAAAGAUUGUGCCAAUUUCCACAGUAUAUUUUAUGUAGUACUUAGACAUUAGAUCUUUGGCUGCACACUCGUCCUAUGGCAAUAAGGCACUCUGUAAUUUCUAAUAUCAUAUCCUGGUAGCUCCAUGUGGCCUUUUCAUUCAUAUGUAGCAUAUAAAUUUCAUAGCAAGCACAACAAGAUACAGAUUUAUAGGAAGCAUGGUAUAUGGUAACAUUGCAUUUAUUGUGUGCAAUGCUGAUAGCAUAAAAAAUAAUUUAAGGGCAAAAGCUGAUUUUCCAAAGACAUUUAGAGAUUAUUAAGAUAAUAUUUCAUAUGCAGUAGAUGACUAAAUAGGUGACCACUACACCCACAGCUAUUUUGUUGCAUGGUUUACCCUACAAGAUAUUUUUUUUUGUAUUGGUACACUUUUUUAUGUAGUGAUAACUGCUUUUUCAUGCAAUACUCAAAUUAUUUCUGCAAACAUAUCAAAACAUAAGUCAAAUGAGAUGUGAUACAGUAGUGUGUGUAGCACCAUGUGAUUUUUUAAAAUUUAGCAUAUGAAAAUACUCAGAUGUAUUUAACUAUAUUCAUAGCACAAUAUUCAUUAAGCAUAAUAUAGAGUUCAUACAGGGCUGAGGGUUUACUUUAAGUAAGUGUCUGGGGGUUUGUAUUGACUAAACUGUGUACCUGUAUUGUUUGACAUGAAGAACACAGAGCCUAGUUAAGAAAAUAAGGAUUAUCAUUUAAUCUGUUCAUUGUAUGUAUAUAUGUAUUGAUCAGAAUGAUUCAUUUCACUGCUAAGUGCCUAUAUUUCCCAGUUGGUAGUCCAGUAAACGGUGCAACAGUCACAAAUAUAAAAAUAUCCAAACCCGAGCAAUUCAUUGCAUUCUGCAAAGCCAACUUUAUUGACAUACACCAUGUAUUUUUAGCACCUAGUAUCCCAUAGGAUAUUGUCUUAUAAUGUUGCUCUUAUGCGCAAUAAAUAGACAUUUAUUUUGGAGGAAGUAAUAUUAUUCCUUUCUUUUUGCCCAAUUUCCAAUUGUGAACAGAAUGUUUAUGUGUGAUAUAUUUAUCUUCUCUUUUUUUUGUUCUGCCUUAUUGAAUGUUAAACUAAUUCAUGCAUCCUUAUGUCAGAUAUUUUUAAUAUUAAAUAAGCAGGAGAAAAUUAUAUUUAUAGAAUUUUCUAUAGGUUUAUCUUGACAGAGCAAGUUGCCUUACACAUACAGUCUCUCUUAAAAAUGGCAAAACGAGUAUAUAGAAAAGGAAACACAGCGCAGAUCAUUUGCAAUAUAUGCUUACAAUAUAUUAUAUUACAAUUACAGUCUAAAGCAGAAUAUAGAAGAAAGUCUGAUUCACUCCAGGAAUAAUCAUUUUUGGAAAUGUUUUAUUUGGUGUAAGCCACAAUUGUUUCAUGUAUCUGAGAUACUGAUAAAAUUGAAGUGUAUAAAAUUAGAGCUACUGGCUAGUUCUUAUAUACUGUAUAUUAGUUAACAUUUACGCUUUGUGGACCAUAAGGUUAUCUCAUUUACCAUGACUUGUUUGUUACUAAAUUGGUAUACAUCAGGUAAAGUUAGAAGAUAUUUCUUUUGGAGAAUCAUUUUUUGAGUCAAGUUUUGAUGAUUGAUUUUCAAGGUCAAUCACAUUAAGCACCUAUGAGAGUCACAAGACUAUUCUGUAUCGGUUUACAUAAAAUUAAUUUCAACAAUGGAUGAUUUGACCCCUUGUGUUAAGGCUAUAUAUGAGUUUUGUGUCAUGUGACCAAACUCUUCAAUAGAUGCCGUGACAUAUUGUCAAGUCGCCCAUAUCCAUUUAAACUUAGUAUUGUCAUAUCCUUUCCAGUACCUAUUUGGAUAGUGUUAGGUACAACACAUAGAGCAGAUAUGAUGUAUCAAUCUCAGAAAAGUCUGCAUGCAUUUUAUUAAUAAACGUCAGUGGUUUCUGGCACCUGUGGUACACAAGUGCAAUUUGUUUAAUAUUGGAUUCCUCUGAAGGCCUUUUUGAAUUUGAGAUUUAUGCCUAAUUGUAGGAAUUUUGGUAUGGUUGAGAUAAAGGUCAUUUAUAGUACAUUCACACCCAUUAUGCAUCUCUUUAUCCAAAUCUCUAACUGUAGGCUGGUAGUCAGUUAUUUUGAAGGCAAGCGAUUUGGCGAGGUUAGUAGAGAAAUGUGUUUAAUAUUGAGUUGCUUUCUUAUUAUAGCUUAAGGGAAUUCAGCUCAGAUCAGUAUAGUGGCACCUCGAAAUCAGGGAUUUUUAGGGGAAUAAGAAACUCUCAAUGUUUGAGAGUAAAAAUGACUGACAUAUCCCCUCCCAGGUGGUGUCUCUGAAUGCAGAUAGAACAGAAUUCUCCCAUCAGGGCUAUGCAACUAGAUGAACAGCACAAUAUCAUCAACUGUCAUUCCCACUGUAGCUUUAUCUGCUGGACUCUCCCUUUCCAAGGCUUCAGGAUAAACGCGACCAAAUGUUUUCUAUGGUUUUCCCUAAAAUGAAGAGGCACAACUUCCUUUCAUGUUUUCAAAUAAAAUAAUAAAUGGUAACAAAAAAAAUAAAAUAAAAAAAAUUACAAAAAUAUACUAAAAAAAAAGGAGAAAAAGAACAAUAAUGUUUGUACUGAAAGCAUGGAAGUCCCACCGUGUGGAAAUGGGAUGCUUUGUUUUAUCAUACACUUUAUCAUGCUGCCUUUGCCUUCACCCAUACACGCACACUUGAUAUUGUCCUCCUCUUGGGCUGUAAACGUCUAUUUUUUAGGGCUUCUUUUAAGACGUUUGCAUGGUGAGGGGGGGGGGGUGUUAUACUACCUGUUUUUUGGACUGUUUACGUUGCCAUUUCUGCCUGUAUUGUAGAGUUUCUGGAACGUACAGGUAGAACCCCAAUAUUUUUAAUUGUACAAAAUUGGGCUGGCAAAUACUGACCAAACAGAAAAACACAUAGACCCACUCAGGAGGUGCAUGAUAAAGAAAUCCAGAUAUGUAUUCUGUAUUAUUAUGAGAUUGCUUUACUAAAGCUUCUCUUUUGUAGUGGGGACUACAGUUUAACACUUAACCCUCCGGCACUGAAAUAACAUAUUUAAAUGAUAUUUGUUUGAUGCUAUGCAAAGCUAUAUUUUAGUUUUUUUUUUUCAAUUUAGAUUGGCAAAUAUGAUUAUGCAAUUGAAGAGUGACCAAAUAAGCUAUAGAGUAGAAUCUGGUGGUAAGGCAAUCAGGAGUUGAGUCAGAUGCAGUAUUUAUAAUCAGAUCUGAUUUCUAAACAACUCCCUUUGUAACAAGAUUUCUUAUUUGUUCAUCUGCUAAGGCUACAUUUUUGAAGACAAAACCAAAAAAACACAUAUUUUAUAAAAUGUAUAAUCUAGACUUCAUCAACUUGACUCUGUUACUGUUUGGCUGAGUGAAUCUGUCUAGUCUCUCUCUUAUUCCACUUACAGUUAAUUACAUAAUUUGGUUUCGGUAUUCAAAAACACUGAUACUUUUGGCAAAAUGGCAUAAGUGACCAAAGCAGUAAAUAUAUAAGGUGGUGGGUCAAUGUGUUUCUCAACUAACUUUAUUGUUUAAAUCAACUUUCAUUGUUCUCACUUUCUUAUUGUCUUCACUGUACAUAGUCAUCUACAGUGUUCUUUUAAUGUCUUUAAAGGACAUGAAAGUGAAAAUUAGACAUUUAUGACUCAGAGCAUCCACAUAAAUUGUCCUCUCAUUCGGAAUCAUUAAUGAUUCAUUUUUACUUCCAAGUCUGUUAAAUACCUCUACUGUGCUGAGGCUGUAGGUGCUGCUUUUUUUCAGGAAGGGGUCAGGGCAAGGCAAUCAGGCAAAUUCAGAAUCUGUAAAGGUUGGGGUAUUCAAAUAAAAGUUGGGGAGGUGUUUUAGCCUCUUUCUAUAACUGCAGCUGGUGCAAGGCCAAGAUUGUGCAGAUACUCAAAGCUUAACUGGUCACUUCUUAUGUUGUAAAUCUAUUUUUAUAACUCAUUUUUGCUGUGCUCAGAAGGUAAUUUAAGCAUUCCAUUAACCUUUAUAUUGCCAGAAAUGUUUGAAGCACUGUGGAUCAUGACUCUGGUAAUGAGAGAGUUAAUACAGCUGGGAAAGCUGCGUUUUGCUAUUGCAUCUCACAUUUUUUUAAAAAGUUGUUGUCACUCAAACGCCUCCACAUUAAUAGCUUGCAUCCCAAAAAAAAACAAAAAAAAAAACAGACUGAACUGGCCGUUCCUUGCAUAAGUAAUGUUUGCAUGUAAAAAAAAUGAUAUAUAUAAAUACAUAUUAAAUUAUAAAAAAAAACACAAAAAAAACAUUACGUGCAUGAAAAAUGCUAACAAUCUCUUCGUACUUUUUUGAUACAAUGUACUCAUCAGUUGUUUAUUUUUAUUUACAUUUGAUAAAAAUUGGGGGUUUGUUGCAAAAACUUUCUAUGAAAAAAAAACACGGUAAAAAAAUAAAUAAAGCAUCCAACACAGUGUUGAAAAUUGGACGCACUUUUUUUUCCCUUCAACACAACACAAGAAAGGUUAACAUUGUCUGAGAUCAAAUUCCUAUUUAUUAACCAGACAUUGGGUUAUGUGAUUGAUUCUUCAAUUACUUGUUUUGUAAGAAGCGAACAGUUCCUUGAAUUUAAAUAAACCUUGUCAAAAAAAUAAA